AUCCGCGAGCGAGCAUCUGCAGCGUGCGCGCGCUUUACGCUUUUUGCACACCGGUCCAAACGACAUGGAGGAUCAUUUACACUAAAUCUCAUCAUCAUCAUCUUCAUCAUCUCCAUCCAUAUCACAGUAAAUAUCGGUGUCUCCAUCAGACCUGAGCGGAGCGACACCACCGAGCCCCGGGGACCGCAGGGGGGAGGAGGAGGAGGACCAUGGAGAGGAGCGGAGGAGCGGAGGAGAGGAGAGGAGGUGUGACCCGAUUGUGAUGGCAUUUGCAUUGUAAAAAAAAAAUAAAUAAAUUGGAGCUUCCACAUCCAAUGGCAUCAUCCACACAAAAACCACCUGGCUGAGGGGCGGAGCUUAACAUAUAUCUGUGUGUGGGAGUGUGUGGGAGUAAGGAGGUUGAAGACGAAUAAAAUAUGUGCGUGUGUGUGUGUGAGUGAGAGACUGGUAGACUGCUUAUGUGUUCGUGAUUGUCUAAGUGUGUGUGUGUGUGAGUGUGUGUGUGUAGAGUGGUAGAGAGAGAGAGAGAGAGACCAUGUGGUACACACACCUGCUCUGGCGACCUCUGACCUUCACCUUGGUCCCCUGGUUGCCAUGGUGGUACAUCUCCAUGGCGACGGCCGUGACCUUCCAGCCUACCGUCAACACUGCUCAGGGUCGUCUGCGUGGAAUGCGGGUUGCCGUGGCGACAGAAGGGCUCCGCCCUGUGGACCAGUACCUGGGCGUGCCUUUCGCAGCCCCGCCCACCGGAGUGCGGAGAUUCGCUGUCCCGGAACCGCCUGCGGCUUGGGGAGGUGUGCGUAACGCUACACGAUUUGCUCCGGUGUGUCCUCAGAGCGCCCGUGGCAACGUGCAUGACAUCACCGCACCCGUGUGGGCGACCUUUAACCUCGACACCAUGGCAACAUACCUGCAGGAGCAGAGCGAAGACUGUCUCUACCUCAACCUGUACGUCCCCACACGAGAGAGGAGCGGGCCGAAGCGGGCGGGGGAGGAGGUGGAGGAGGAUGUUUUGCGUGAUGCACGUGACGACCCGUGGCCAGUAAUGUUGUUUAUUCAUGGCGGCUCCUACAUGGACGGGACUGGAAACAUCAUGGACGGCGGUGUGUUAGCUAGCUACGGAAACGUCAUUGUCAUCACACUUAACUACAGAAUAGGAGUGUUGGGAUUCCUAAGCACUGGUGAUCAGGCUGCAAAAGGAAAUUAUGGUCUGUUGGAUCAGAUUCAGGCCCUGCGCUGGAUCAAUAAGAAUAUUGGAUACUUCGGAGGAGAUCCGGGCCGAGUCACCGUGUUCGGGUCCGGGAUCGGAGCGUCGUGUGUCAGUUUGCUCACAUUGUCUCAUCAUUCAGAGGGACUGUUCCACAGAGCGAUUAUUCAAAGUGGCUCUGCCUUGUCCAGUUGGUCAGUGAAUUAUCAGCCGGUGAAAUACACACGCAUGUUGGCUGAGCGAGUGGGCUGUAAUGUACUCGACACACAUGACUUGGUGCUGUGUAUGCAGAAGCGGAGUUACCGGGAGCUGGUGGAGCAGGACAUUCAGCCUGCACGCUUUCAUGUCGCCUUCGGGCCGGUGAUCGACGGUGACCUCAUUCCCGACGACCCAGAAGUGCUAAUGGAGCAAGGCGAGUUCCUCAACUACGACAUCAUGCUGGGUGUCAACCAAGGGGAGGGACUCCGCUUCGUAGAGGGAGUGGUCGAGCCAGAGGAGGGCGGGGUUUCUGGAUCUGAUUUCGACUUCGCUGUUUCCGACUUUGUAGACGGUCUCUAUGGUUACCCAGAAGGCAAAGACACGCUGCGCGAGACGAUAAAGUUCAUGUACACGGACUGGGCGGAUCGCGACAAUCCUGAAACACGACGCAAAACACUUGUCGCCAUGUUUACAGAUCACCAGUGGGUGGAGCCUGCUAUGGUCACGGCUGAUUUGCAUGCACGCUAUGGUUCUCCAACGUUCUUUUACGCAUUUUAUCACCACUGCCAGAGUCCGAUGAAGCCUGCGUGGGCAGACUCCGCCCACGGGGAUGAGAUUCCUUACGUGUUUGGAAUUCCACUUGUCGGACCCACUGAACUUUUCCCUUGCAAUUUUUCCCGCAAUGACAUCAUGCUGAGUGCCGUAGUCAUGACGUAUUGGACCAACUUCGCCAAGACCGGAGACCCGAAUAAGCCUGUUCCUCAAGACACAAAGUUCAUCCACACAAAAGCAAACCGCUUUGAGGAGGUGUCGUGGUCAAAGUACAGCCCUGAGGAUCAGCUUUACCUGCACAUCGGCCUCAAACCGCGGGUACGAGAUCAUUACCGCGCAACGAAAGUCGCUUUCUGGAAGCACCUGGUUCCUCACCUAUAUAACCUAAAUGACAUGUUCCACUACACCUCCACCACCACCACACGGGCCCCACCCCCACCUGCACAGGCCACUCCUACUGGACCACGCCCACCAAGGCGCCCUGGCCCGCUGGUCAUCGCUAAUCCUCGCGAUUAUUCCACCGAGCUCAGCGUCACCAUCGCCGUUGGCGCAUCGUUGCUCUUCCUCAACGUCCUAGCAUUCGCUGCCCUCUAUUACCGCAAAGAUAAGCGCAGCCGACAGGCCACACCCCCUCCACGUCAGCCCACGCCACCUCGUCACCAGACCGUGCCCGUGUCCUGUGAGAAAGAUGCAAGAUCGUCGCCAAGGGAUUACACGCUUACGCUCCGCCGCUCGCCGGAUGACGUCCCACUCAUGUCGCCCGACUCGGUCGCCAUGACACCCAACAGUGUGACCAUGACACCGGACUCUGUUUCCAUGACGCCCAGCUCGCUGAUGGGAUUUCCCAGCAUGCACCCCUACAAUACAUUUACACAUGGAUACAACAACGCCGGCCUGCCGCACACACACUCCACAACCAGAGUAUAACAACACACACUAGAACUGGUUCCAACUCAUUUCAGCAGCUAAAACACACACACACACACACACACACACACACACACACACCUAUUUACGGUUUAACCCGUUCAAACCACGUAGGUACUAAUCUAUCCAAUAUGGUGAAAAAUUUAUUGUACAAAAUAACUUAAGUGCCAAGAUGGAGGAUAAACGCAUCACUGAACCGUGACAUCAGCGUAGGUUAGCCGUAGAAAUGCUUUCUUACAUCACGUUACUUAUUUAUCGUGUAUUCACACUCAGUGUGGUGCAGAGUAUAAACACAAUAUCUUAUGGAAUGUUUUUGUCUACAUUUUAUACAUAUUUAAAAUUAUUCUAAUUAUGCUAGGCUAGUUAAUUAGUUAUACUUCUCUAAAAAACACGACUUUUCUACCGACCUUGCUAACCAAGCUAACUAGCACUCGUAUUGACUUGUUCUGUAGACGUUCUUUUUAUUAUUGGUGAUGAUUAUUAAUUUGUAAGAGUUCGCAGUGUUUUUUUGGGAGAGCACCCCCUGUAGGUUAAAGUGAUGUUAAAACCAGUAAACAUUGCUGUUCACGUGCAUAACACUGUAAUUAUAAUUCCUCUCGCUAAACUGUUAGGUAGCUAACUAACCUUUAUUUUCUUACACAGCCAUAUUAAGUCAUGUUUUCAAACACAUUCAGUUUCAGGUGGUCUUCAUUCAAUCCUCUGUGUGUUAGCAGUAACACCAAGAAAGCGCCCCUGCAGCUUCAAACUGCCACAAUAAACCCAGAGUGUACCCAAAAUCCACCAUUAAGACUCAGCAGUUAACAUUAAAAACGUGUGAUGGCUGAACUGGUGUUGGGUAUUGAACGUAACAACAAGAAGCAUCUGUUUGAUGGCGUUUGAUGGAGAACGUUGGUGUUUUAAUAGAAAAUGUUGGUCUUUGAUGAACAAUGUUGGUGUUUGAUGGAGAAUGUCGGUGUUUGAUUGAGAAUGUUGGUGUUUAAUGAAGGAUGUCUGUGUUUAAUGGGGAAUGUCGGUGUGUGAUGGAGGACGUGGAAUUGGUGAGCUCUGGGUUUAACAUGCUGGGGGCAGUAGAUGGGGCUCGACUAAUCACACUCUUCUUUUUUUGCUCAGUAAGUCAGGAAAAUGGUUGUAAAUUGUGAUUGGUUAAUGCAGGUCAGAACAUGUAACAUUUGCUAAUACACAUAAACAUGUUUAAACAAGCUAACACACUUUUUUUGAAUGUAAAUGACUAAGAAUUAUAGGAUUGUAGCUGCUCCGUUUGAUGUUUAAACUUCUGAUUGGUUUAGGUUAAGGCUGAGGGGCGGAGUUAGCACUCAUAGCUUUAAUUAUAAUCUCAUGCAUAAUUAUUUAUUAAUUACUGAGAAUUUAUGUGUGCAUCAAGGUGAUGUUUGUAUUUAUUUAAAACAUAAGACACACAUGCACGCACACACAGACACAAACACAGACAGACACACACACACACACACAUGAUUUCUGGCUUUCACUCUGGCUUCACAUGUAAACCUGCUGUAGUGCCUCAUGUGGACUGUAGGAGGCGCCCACAGAUCAAAUGCUUCAUUUUAUAGACAAUCAAACAGAAAGAAACGAAACGAGAUGAAACCAGAAGCUGCCAAAAAUCUCCACUGAGACAGUAAUAAUAAUGAAUAAAUAAUAAUGUGUGUUAUAGGAGUAAUAAUUCUGUGUGUAUAUUGUUAGAUAAAAACUUUCUUUUAGUUUUCUCUCUCUCUGAGUAUUUUCACACAAAACCGAUGUUAAAAUAUUUUUCUUCAUAUAUCAGUUCUUCAUGCUUUAAAGUGGUCGAGGCUUUUGGGGUUUUCAUUUUGGAUAAAGCUGAAUAUAAAUGUCACAGUGAAGUGUGUGUGUGUGUGUGUGUGUGUGUGUGUGUGUGUGUGUGUGUAUCAUGACCAUCCAGACUGAAGGUGUAUACACACUCAUGGCAUUUCUGAGCCCAGUGACUGUUGGGUAAUUUUUAAUGAGUCACAUCGUUGACAAUAGAACUGACAUAAUAGCGAACAUGCUAAAACAUGAACGUUUUACAAGCUAGUGUACAUCCUAGCAUUAUGAAAAACAUGCUAACAUGAACUGAGAUUACAGGAAAUAAGGAAACAGGCUAACAUGUCAACUAGCAUUAUGAGAAAUAGAAUAAUGAGUGAAGUAGCAUUACAGGAAACAAGGACACGUGCUAACGUGUAAACUAGCAUUAUAGGAAACAGGGUAACGUGUGACUUAGCAUUAUAGGAAAGAGCAUAGCAUGUUCAAUUAGCAUUCUAUUAAACAGAAUAAUGUGUGAAAUAACAUUACAGGAAGGAAGGAAACAGUCUAACGUAUGAACUAGCUUAAAUACACCGCCGGUCCAAGCAAUAACAUGAGACAAGCGGAAAUGUUAGAAACACAGUGUUCACUUUAACUUGCUGCUACUCCAUUGAAGUGUGUUCCUUCAGAAAAUUGGGUGCAUGAGGUGCUGUGUGUGUGUGUGCGCGUGCUCUAUAUACAUAUAUAUUUAUACAUGUCUAGUUCCAGCAUUUCUAGCUCAUUGUGUCCUUAUGAAUGUCUUCAUGUUCCCAGUCUGAUAAGUUCAGCUUUAUUAUGUUUAGGAACAUUUUUUUUGUAAAAGUUCCUGCUUUGGUUACGUGAGAAACGCCCUUUAGCUUUGUUUAAGAUCUUUUAGAUGUUUAAGAUAUUUAACUAAUUGCAGGCUUUGCGUUUUUUUCAGGACAGAAUUUAUUUAUACAAAUUUAACAUGAAUGUGUGAAUGUAUAAUCAUUCGAGGGCGUCUAUCCGUGUGUGUGUGUGUGUGUGUGUGUGUGUGUGUGUGAGCGCACAACUUAAAACUGUUUUUAUUUCAUCUGAUACACUCAUAGCGUGUCAUCCUGGACUCUCCCGCAGUGGCACUGCUAUGCUGUGUUGUGGUUUAGGCUCCGCCCCCUGUAGAGAAGACGCAGGUCCCAGCUGUAUCUCGGUGGAUUCGGUGCUCAUCAGGAUGGACUGUGUGGAUUAGCAUGUGAUCACUGAUGAAAUAAAAACACUUCUGUGUGGUGCACUUACACUUUGCCACUCUGGUGUUUGUAAAUAAAGGUUUUAUUGGAAUAAACUAUGCUAGGUGUGACAUCACCGAACCGCGGCCCCAUCGCUAACCUGACGGUUUUCUUUUUAAGCAAUGGACAUGAAUGUUGUGCCAAAUUUCUACACGACUUUCUCUCUGAACCAGCAGAAUGAUUGUCUCUCUGUGUGACUGUAAAUACUGAACGCCUUUUUAAACAAUGUACACUGAUUUAUUUUCCUCUCUCACUCUCUCUCUCUCUCUCUCUCUCUCUCUCUCCCCCCCUCUCCCCCCUUUUAUACU
This is a messenger RNA of Clarias gariepinus (North African catfish), 6227 nucleotides long. RefSeq names its product neuroligin 3b (gene nlgn3b). The transcript has 8 exons. Lineage: Eukaryota; Metazoa; Chordata; Actinopteri; Siluriformes; Clariidae. Gene Ontology annotation, biological process: presynaptic membrane assembly; postsynaptic membrane assembly; modulation of chemical synaptic transmission. The coding region runs from base 536 to 2884 and encodes 782 amino acids. Gene Ontology annotation, cellular component: synapse; cell surface; postsynaptic specialization membrane. Gene Ontology annotation, molecular function: signaling receptor activity; neurexin family protein binding. The record is from RefSeq and is a predicted model, not a curated record.